CCCUAGGAAAAAUAAAAGAAAGAAUAACACUGUUUUUCUCUGUUUUUGCCAAAUUGUGUAAAACUCAUCGGAAGGUAGGUGAAGAUAAAAAUCCCUAUUUUCUCUCUUCUAUUGAUUUUUUUAGUAGUCAUUUAUUGUCAUACAUAUAUUUAGUAGUAUAUUAGACUUAAUUGACAAUAAAUUAUACAAAUAAAUAAAAACAGCCUUACUUACUUAAUACCCUACACUCCUCCUCUUCCUCUGGUAAUCAAAUAUUCAACAUACCAGACCAAUUUGUUCUGUCUUUCCUUCUUUCAUUCUCUCUCUGUUUUUCUUUCUAAUAAUAGAUCCCAAAGAGUUUUACUGAAUUAGAUGUGAUAAAAUUAGUAAUUGAGAAAAUGUAUAAGAAGAUACUAUCAACAGUGAUGCCUUGUUCUUCUUCUUCUUCUUCAUCAGAAACAUUAGCAACAAAAACAGCUGAUUCAUCGCCGUCGACUACAGCAGCUGGUUAUAGUAUCUUUCAUCGUCGGAAUUUGACGUUAUCUCUGCUAGUGGGUGUAGUCCUGGGACUACCUUGUUUGAUUUAUUUCAACGAUUUAAUUCCAUCUCAGAUACUUUCCCUCUCAUCCUUCUACGGUUCCUCUUCUUCGUUCAAGGUGGACGAAAGACUGAAGGAAGUUCUCGAGAAGGCAGCAAUGAAAGAUAAAACUGUGAUCUUAACCACAUUAAAUGAAGCGUGGGCAACUCCUAAUUCAGUAGUCGAUCUUUUUCUGGAGAGCUUCCGAAUAGGAGAGCGAACCCAAAAUCUGUCGAGUAAUUUGGUCAUCAUUGCAUUGGAUAGUAAAGCUUAUAACCGUUGCAUGGAGAUACACCCUCACUGCUAUGCUCUUACUACGUCAGGAGUUGAUUUUUCUGAGGAAGCCUAUUUUAUGAGCCCUGAUUACUUGGUUAUGAUGUGGAGGAGGAUUGAUUUUCUUCGCACAGUUCUUGAGAUGGGUUACAACUUCGUCUUUACGGAUGCUGAUAUAAUGUGGUUCCGAAAUCCAUUUGAACGAUUUUACCACGGUUCGGAUUUUCAAAUUGCUUGUGAUUACUACAACGGGAAUUCACGGGACUUGAGAAAUGCCCCAAAUGGAGGAUUUACAUAUGUUCAGUCCAACAAGAGAACAAAGCAAUUUUACAAGUAUUGGUAUGAGUCGAGAAAAAGGCACCCUGGUAAACACGAUCAAGAUGUCCUCAAUAUAAUUAAGAAAGAGAAAUCUUUCAGAAGAAUAGGAUUGAAGAUGAGGUUCCUGAAUACAGCAUACUUUGGAGGAUUAUGUCAACCAAGUAGGAAUCUGAAUGAAGUUUGCACAAUGCAUGUGAAUUGCUGUUACGGUUUGGAUAACAAGCUUCACGACCUGAAUGUUAUGCUUGAUGAUUGGAGAAAGUUUAUGUCUUUAUCACCACACUCCAGGAAAUCAUGGAAAUCAUCUUGGACUUUGCCACAAAAUUGCAGUCUUGGAAACUUUCAUCCUCAUCCAUCCAAGAAAGACGCAAAACAGGAAAAGAGAAAUUGACAACAGAAAACUACUAGGUUGUAAAGAUUUGAUUUGUGAUUUUCUGAAGAUGAAGAAAUAUUGUUCUAUCGUCUAUAUUUAUGCUUCUCAGCAGAAGGCUUAGGCGAAACCAAUUGAUAGUGUAGUUGUGCUCAGUGCUCAGAGAUAUUGUAGUCUCUCAAAAUGUAGUUUCUGGCAUCUUUUAUCUUGCAUUUCCUGAGUAAAAAGUGUCCGUAUUUUUGAAGCAAUUCCUUUUAUCAUGGAAUCACGACAAGGUUUAUGAAAAUGUUAAAGCUCAAUAUGUUAUCUUCAGAGAUAAAUCUAGUCUAAGA
This is a messenger RNA of Papaver somniferum (opium poppy), 1849 nucleotides long. RefSeq lists its product as uncharacterized. Bases 378 to 1538 code for a protein of 386 amino acids. The transcript is spliced from 5 exons. The record is from RefSeq and is a predicted model, not a curated record. NCBI's taxonomy places the organism in Eukaryota, Viridiplantae, Streptophyta, Magnoliopsida, Ranunculales, Papaveraceae.